UCACGCGCGCGUUUAUUCUUGUACUCUCGGGUUUUAUUUCGUGCGUAAACAUUACAAACUUUUGUGUUUUCUUGAACACUUCAAACUAUCAUUGUGUUGUAUCUAUAUGUGGUUUAAAAAGUAAUAUUUGACUGACAAGUGUGUUAAUAAAUAUUGAAAAGAAAUGUUUGUUCGAUCGUGAGUUUUAGAUAAAUAGUUAAGAGUUUUGAAGCAAAAUCUUUGAGUUUUUCUGUGUAGUGUGAUGUUAGGUACUUAGGAUGCGGUGGCGUGGUCUUUGGCUGGCACUGCUGGUGGCGGCUGUCACCGCCAAAGGAAAGAAACACCGCCAUCACAAACCUGGUCGUGCCCUCUUGGACCGUCUGUCGAGUACGACAGUGAGUGAGGUAGUCUCCGCAGCAGGCAGUGGCUUGGUGCCGGCGCCGCUGGACGUGGCACCCUACUCCAACCUGGUGGCCAACGCCACCUGUGGUCACGCAGGCACCGAAGAGUACUGCCGCGACACACCAGGAAAGCGUGGUGUGGUGUGCGACGUGUGUGAGGGUGAGGGUGGGUCUGCGUGGCGGCGGCACCCGGCUGCGCACGCGCACGACAACGACCCCGCCACCUGGUGGCAGAGCCCUACAUUUGCGGCGGGUGACUACCAGCACGUCGAGCUGGUCUCCACUCUGCCAGAUAAAAUGGAACUGCUGCACGUGAUUAUCAAGUCAGGGCCGUCCCCGCGACCCCUCGCCUGGUCGCUGGAGGUCUCACCUUCCGAGGAUGGAGACGACUGGAGGAUGAUCAGAGCAUUUGGAGACAGGGACCACUGUCGUAAGCUCUGGGACCUUAGGCCUGAGAGAAGACGUCGGAAGGCCAGAGCAGCGAAGAGAACGAGUAGGGCUGAUAAACCUGCCUGUUCUACGCAGUUUGCUAGUCCGAGGCCGCUUGAAAAUGGAGAGAUGCAUGUCGGUGUGGGAGAAGGCGUGGUUGCGCGUCGUGUGCGUUUGUCAUUCCGCGCUGCGCACGCGUCGUCCGCGAAACAACAGUACUACACGGUGCGCGCGCUCACUAUCGCUGCGCGGUGUCUGUGCCAUGGACACGCCACUAAAUGUGAAGUAAAUGCUCAGGGUGCAAAAUGUGAAUGUGAGCACGGUACCUGCGGGGCUCACUGCCAGCGGUGCUGCUCCGGAGGGUCCUGGUCUCCUCACGAACCGUGUGAUGAUGGAGAGGAGAAGCCUGAGUGUUCCUGUGGCGAGCGUGGGGCCUGUUCCUAUGAUGAUACAGGCGCCAUACUUUGUGUUAAUUGCACGGAGAAUCGAGCGGGACCCUUGUGUGACAGGUGUCUGUUCGGGUAUUACAACGCUCUGCCUGAUGGACCCUGUGUGCCGUGUGGCUGUGACCCUCAGGGCUCUGAUGGAUCUUGCAGAUGGGAUAAGAAACAAAGGCAGGUGACCUGCAGCUGUCUGCCAGGGUUCACAGGUUCACUGUGUGACUCCUGUGAGGAUCCUACGGCACAAUUCCCAGAUUGUCAGACCCCAGUGACCCCCGCCUGCAAGUGUGACCCCCGCGGUAUUGUGGACCCCGACCGAGUCUGUGAUGAAGUCUGUGAGUGUAAGAGCAACGUGGUAGGUGAGCGAUGUGACGCGUGUGCCCCGGGCCACUUCGGUCUGUUGGCUGAGUGGCCGACUGGCUGCAAGCCCUGCUACUGCUCACAUGUCACCGACACCUGCACCCUCGCCGCGUCUGACGACCUGGAGCCACCGAGAGAUGUUAUACUGCCUCUCGGUGAAGCGUGGCUGAUCACCGACACUCAGGGAAAUGAAACGCUAGAGCCAUCUGUCGACGAGCAAGGGAAACCGUUUGUCAUAAGUUAUGAGGUAGAAGGGUGGGAGUAUUUCUAUUGGAUGACGAACUCCUUCAACGGGGACCAGUUGGCUGCUUAUGGUGGCGAAGUCCUGGCUUCCAUGUACUGGGGCAUAGUGCGAGGAGACACUGGAGGAAACCCCACCUUUGGACCUGACGUCAUACUCAUUGGGACAGAUGGCACUAUGUUAGCAUACUCCAACACUAGCCACGAGACUCCUGGCAACCUGCAGAUCUCCGUACCACUGCUGGAAGGGAACUGGCGCGUGGUGGAAGAUGACCAGGUGGCUUCCAGAACACAGUUGAUGGAUGUACUGCGAGACAUGAAGGGUAUCAUGUUGAAGGCACAUUACCACUUUGAUCAAGAUGAGGUCCGCCUGGAGCGCGCGGGCGUGCGUGGCGGCGCGGGGCCGCGCGAGGUGUGCGCGUGCCCGCGCGGGCACGGCGGGCCGCAGUGCGCGCGCUGUGCGUGGGGCCACUCGCGCGUGCCGCACUACCAGUGCCUGCCGUGCGCCUGCAACCUACACGCUGCAUGCGACACCGUGAAUGGACCUUGUGGACCGUGCCAGCACAACACCACGGGUCCGCACUGCGAGCGAUGUCUGCCCGGACAUUACGGGAACCCUGUCCAAGGAGCGUGCAAGCCGUGCGCGUGUCCAUUAUUUGAGGCGAGCAACAACUUCAGCCCCAACUGUGCGCUGGCCAGUGCCGAGGGAGACGAGUACGUCUGUACACAGUGUCCUGACGGGUAUACUGGUGACCACUGCGAGAAUUGUGACUUCGGGUAUUGGGGUUCCCCAACGACCCCUGGUGGUACCUGCCAGGCGUGUGAGUGCGGGGGCUCGCCCUGCCACCCCGCCACGGGCCGCUGUCUCACCUGUCCGCCGCAUACUGAGGGCGCGCGGUGUGAUCUCUGCAAGGAAGGCUAUUGGUUCGGUGGCGAGUCGAGCAGUGCAACGAGUGCAGGGUGCGUGGCGUGCGCGUGCGGUGCGGGCGCGCUGUCGGCUGCGUGCGACGCGCGCACCGGACACUGCGCCUGUAGACCCGGCUGGACCGGCCGCGCCUGUGAUACUUGUGUGCAGGGAUACGGGGGUGUAUCGGCGGGUUGCCCGGCAUGUCGCUGCGGCAGGGCGGCGCUGAACGCGACGUGUGACGUGGUGUCGGGGGACUGCGCCUGCGCACCCGGCGCCGCGCCCCCUACUUGCGACACGUGUCUGGAUGAACACUACGGUUUAGAUAGUACGGGGUGCAAAGGGUGCAACUGUUCAUCGAUCGGUUCGGAGAGCAACGUGUGCGACAUUCGCACGGGGCAGUGCCGUUGCAAGCAACACGUUACGGGCAGAGCUUGUGAAACAUGUGAGGAGGGCUAUUGGGGUCUACACCUAGGCGGGUGUCGACGCUGCGCGUGCGGCCCCGGCGCGUCAGCUUGCGACCCGGAGACAGGAGCCUGCGCCUGCGCAGAGGGUGUUGGUGGUGCUCACUGCGACACCUGUCUCCCUGGCUACUACGGUUUCGGACCUACUGGAUGUCUACCGUGUCCAGAAUGCACAGACGGAAAGGUAUGCUCCCCGCACAGUGGGCGGUGUGUGUGCCCGGCGGGGUCCAUGGGCGCGGGCUGCAGGCAGUGUGCCCGCGGGUACUGGGCCGUGGGCAACACUUGCAGGCCUUGCAACUGUGGCGCGGGCGCAGUCUCUAACACAUGCGACCCUCAGUCCGGUCAGUGUAAGUGCCGCGCGGGCUGGGAAGGACCCACGUGCGAGCAGUGCGCGCGCGGCCACUACGGAGCCAAGUGUCGGCCCUGCCAGUGUGAUACUGCAGGCUCUAGAGACUGCGAGGACGGGCUCUGUCCUUGCGACGAGUGGGGACGGUGUUCUUGUAAGGAAAAUGUAGUAGGCGAGAAGUGUUCGGAAUGCCUGGAGGGUACGUUCGGUCUGUCAGCACAGAACCCAGUGGGCUGCACGGCGUGCUUCUGCUUCGGGCGCGCGGCGCAGUGUCGGCAGGCACAGCUCGCGCGCGCUGCGCUGCACGCUGCCGCACCACUGCAUGUCACGCUGCAGAGACCGCCGCAUGAUGUCAUUACUACCAUGGACCAGGACUCCCUCCUAGCCAUCCACACUCACACAGCGGACGCCACAAUUUCCCUCCCCUGGCCCCCUGUCCCUGUCUACGUAGAACUAGACAAACGCUUCGUAGGGGACCGAGUGACCUCCUACGGCGGGUCCCUGAGGUUCCGCGUGGAAGAGGAGGGAGGGGUCGAGCUGAGUAAGGAGGUGCUGGACCGGUUCCCUCUCGUGAGGCUGUACAGUAAGAACAUCGUGCUUGAUUAUUUCGAGCUUGAUCCAGCAAUAAAUGGGUCCCACGUGGUGCGUCUCCACGAGUCACUGUGGUCGGUCCGCGGCGGGGGCCGUACUCUGGGCCCCCGCGGCUCCCGGGCCGCGCUAAUGUUGGCGCUGCGUCGCGUGGACAGACUGCUCGUACGGGUCACUACCAGGGCACCCACACACACUGAGCAUGUACAUGCAUUGCUCCUCAACGUAUCAUUAGACACGGCAAUUCCCGGCUUAAGUCGGUCCGAACCAGCAUUAGGUGUGGAACUAUGUGACUGUCCCCGCGGGUACUCUGCCAGCUCAUGCCAGACUCCUGCCAUCGGGUUCUGGAUGCCUCCAUCCACAGUGCACAUGUCGACGGUGGCCGGUACCAUCGUCAUCAAACUGGAUGAGGAAGCUCAGCCUUGCAUCUGCAAUGGCAGGGCCACUGAGUGCCAUCCUGAUACUGGAGAGUGUCUGAACUGCACAGGUGGUACAGGCGGGCCCCGGUGUGCGGAGUGCGCGGCUGGCCACUAUGGGUCCCCAGGGGCCCCCGGUGGCUGCCAGCCCUGUCCCUGCCCCGAGCGCGCCAGGAACUUCGCAGACUCCUGCGUCAUGCAUGAUGGCAAACUACAGUGUCUCUGUAAACCUGGCUACACAGGUCCGGAGUGCGAGCUAUGUGCAGCAGGGUGGCGGCGUGAGGGCGAUGUGUCGGGCCCCUGUGUAGCGUGUGCAUGCGACCCGGCCGGCAGUCUGGGCCCCACCUGCGACCACUGGGGCCGCUGCCACUGCAGAGACUUCGCCACCGGACCACGCUGCGAUCAGUGCAGACCGCCCAGGACUUACAUGGAUGAUAAUGGAUGCAGACCGUGCGACAACUGCACCCAAACUCUCCUAGACUCAGUCGAGACGCUAACAGCAGAACUACGUACCAAAGCAGAUCCAAGGGAACUGAGUCGUAUACCGAAACCAUUCGCCGCAGUACGAGAGUUCUCACACAACGCCACUGUACUUAGAUCUAGUCUCGAACACUUAAGGAAUAAUUUAGUACAUUCGAAAAACUUAGAAAACAUAUUAGGAGACCUAGAAAAUGCUGAACAUAGAAUCUUCACGGAAGCGAAUACUUUGAAGACUGAAGCUCAAAGAAGAGAGAAGGAUGCUGACUACUUGAGUCUGGAGAGUAUGUCUGCUUUGGAGGAAGUAUUAAAAGUCAGAAGGAAAGUCAGCGAGUUAGUGGCAGUGUUAGAUGAGUUCGCGAGAGGAGAGAAACAUCUGAGUGCUCAUAGGGCGAUAAAGGAGGCACGCCAUCUACUGCGACAGAUCAAGGAUAUCAAGUUUAUUGACUACGUGACCGGCGCCAAUGAUGUGUUUGAUUCUGCACAUCUCCAAUCAACGGCAGUACAGGAGAGGAAUUAUAGACUUGAAGACACAUACAGACGGCUGGCGAGGCUGAGAUCUUCACUAGAUACCUGGGAGAUGAAGGCCGCAGAGCUGCAGACGCUGGCGGAGACUGUGUGGAGAGCUGAUGAUACUGUCGCCGCGCUCAAGGUGCAAGUACGACCACGAUUGGCUGCACUCAGGGAUCUGGGGCUGCGGUGCCGACUUGUGCUAGAGGACAUCACAAUAUUAUCAGCGCACAACAUAACGGACGAGAUUCGGAGCUCGUUACUCCAGGGUCAGACUCUGGGUAUCAGGUUCCCAGCAUUAAUAUCAGAGCUGGCGGUGCUGACCCAGGCUGCGGAGGAGAAGGAGGGCAUACUUUACAACCUCACUCCCGUGUACAAGCAGAAGUACUUGGAUGCCGUGGAGAAACAUGUUGCUGAGUUGGGAAUCAAAGCUAAAGAGUAUAAAAGGUUAUUCGCGGGCAGUCGUGCGGCAGCCUCGCUGGGAGUAUCAGCAGCACAGGCUUGGUCCCAGGUGGCGGCGCUGGUCCACGAGGCAGCGCUGCAGGCGGAGGAGGCGGGCCGCGCGGCCGGGGCGGCCGCCGCCAAGGUACACGGCAGCGUGUCGCUGGCGCAGUCUGCUGCUACUGGACGACAGACAUCGGAAGACUUAAAGGCACGAGGACAACAAGUGCUCGCUAAGGCUGAUGAGUUAAGAAACCAACUAGAACAUCUGCGCCGCGGAGCUGACGUAGUGAGCGUUGUAUUGAGAGGUCUCGGAUGGCAGGAGAGGGAGCUCAGUGGCCGACCCAAGGCCAACGUGCAGGAGAUCCUUCAGGCAGCCAACGAGCAGGCAGACAGGGUGUUCACCAGCACCAGGGUACUGUACGAUGAGGCCAGUGAGCUCCGGAGGAGGGUCAGAUACCAUUUGAGAAGACAGCUCACUGAGUUACAGAGACAUGGAGAUACCGCACUAGGAGCUGCGCAAGAGCAUGAUCUCAGUAUCCCUAACAUCAGUCCCGGGCGCGGGCGUAGGCUGCUCACGCGCAUACAGUGUGACGUCAGCGUCCCCCGCCGUCACUCGCCUGGCACUCGCUCUGUCAUUCGACAACAAGGUCAGGGACGGACCUCUACUGUAUCUCGGAGAUGAUACACAGAAUACGGAGCGUUACAUGAAGUUAUCAGUAUUGAACAGCAAGCUGCACCUGUCGUGGCAGCUGGGGGGCGGGGAGGGGGAGC
Messenger RNA from Spodoptera litura, 6769 nucleotides. NCBI's taxonomy places the organism in Eukaryota, Metazoa, Arthropoda, Insecta, Lepidoptera, Noctuidae. The record is from RefSeq and is a predicted model, not a curated record.